AUGGCAUUGGAUGAACUAGAAAUGGGUAGAGGGUUGAAUCAAGAACUUGGUCUUGUUAAAACCUGUGAUACUCGUUGGGGAUCUCACUACAAGUCAUUUGAAAACUUUAUUAGUAGCUUUGACUCUAUUGUUGAUGUACUUGAUACUCUUGUUGAAAAUGCAAGUACUUUGGAAGAAAGAGCAAGCGCAUCGAAAUUUCUUAGAAGUUAUCAAACAUUUGAGACUAUUUUCUUGUUGCAUUUGAUGACAGAUGUUUUAGGAAUCACAAAUGAUCUUAAUGUUUCAUUACAGAAAAAAGCGCAAGACAUUGCAAAUGCCAUGAUUCUUGUAAAGGUAGCAAAGAGAAGGUUGCAAGCUUUAAGAAAUAAUGAAUGGGAUCCUCUCUUAAAAAAAAAUAUUGGAUGGGAUUUAUUUAAAGAAAAGGUAGACACAUUUUGUAUCAAGCAUGACAUUUCAUUACCCAAUUUUGAUGAUCCAUAUGCUAAUUUUGGGAGAUCACGACGUAAAGUAGUUAUUUGUACUACUUUGCAUCAUUAUUGUGGGGAUGUGAUUUAUAAAAUCAUUGAUUGGCAACUACAAGAACUUAAUGAUCGUUUCAAUGAGGUGACAAGUGAUUACUUAAUGGAGUAUCUUGCUUGA
Molecule: messenger RNA, 639 nt
Organism: Solanum stenotomum
Lineage: Eukaryota; Viridiplantae; Streptophyta; Magnoliopsida; Solanales; Solanaceae
Exons: 1
Coding region: 1-639 (212 amino acids)
Source: RefSeq, a predicted model, not a curated record